Messenger RNA from Schistocerca gregaria, 2557 nucleotides. RefSeq lists its product as uncharacterized. The record is from RefSeq and is a predicted model, not a curated record. Gene Ontology annotation, molecular function: GTPase activator activity. Gene Ontology annotation, cellular component: nucleus; cytoplasm. Lineage: Eukaryota; Metazoa; Arthropoda; Insecta; Orthoptera; Acrididae. Bases 168 to 1718 code for a protein of 516 amino acids. The transcript has 2 exons. Gene Ontology annotation, biological process: regulation of small GTPase mediated signal transduction; positive regulation of GTPase activity.
GUCAGCUGUCAAGUCCAAACAAUGCUCUAACUACAAAAUUUUCAAUUGAAAAAUUCAGACAAAAAGACUCAGAUUGUGUAGACGACGAUAAACAAAAACAGGAUGGAAAUCUCAACUUGCGAGUAAGUAGCAAUAAAUCAAGUAUUGAAGCGCGCUCUUUUAGACAAAUGGGCUACGAAAGCACGUCAGCGCGCGACGUUCAAAUGCCGUUCCACCAAUUCAUUAAUCAACAGGAUCCUAGACUUUUUGGUUCUUCGUUCCGCAAAAGCAAAACCUUGUCUUUUUCAGUUUGUGUCAAUAGUUGCAAAUAUACUCAAAAGGCACCACAUGAUGAUUUUUCGCUGGUUUCAGAACAAAAUAAUGGUCUUUUUAGCAGACAUAUACCUCUUUCUUACACCAUUGAGUUUCCAACAGCUGGAAGUUUGUUCACAUUAGUAAAUACAAAUACUGACUUCCAAAAGGUAACACGUCUGACCCCCGAAUCGGAGUAUUUGUACCAAAGUGGUUCGUUCGCUCAACUUCCCCUUUUCAGUGAAGAUACUCCGGUACAGCAAUUGGAUUUCAGCGGUGAUAUAUGCUCAGAAGAUCAAAGGCUGAACUCUAAAGCUAAAUGGGCCAAUAAGGCGCUUGCCGAAAUUCCUAAGGCAUUUGAUUUUAUUUAUACAAAAGGAGAAGGUGGCUCGCCCAUAGCUAAAGCAAAUGGUAGACAAGACCAGAGUUCCGAUGUCCGGGCACAUAUUUCACAUAGAGACGAAUUCAUUACAAACCAGUCGAAUCGUCCCGCUCAAAAUCACCAUCAUAGGAAACCCUCUACAACUACAAACAAGAAUUUCAACUCACCGAAUAAUUCAGUUAAAAAAAAUUACAAACUUGAUCCUCAUCUAAAUACUGAAAAAAUUUGUCCUGAUAUUUGCCCCUCUUUCGUCUUCUCGCAGUUCCAACCCUUUAUCUGCAAAGACGGCUCCGGAGCUAAGGCACUGGAGCAGUCCGAGGCCUUAAACCGUGCAUUAGCGGUGCUGGAUCUUACCAUAGCAUGUGAAACGUACAAGGCCGGCCUCAUGUAUGUCGCUCCUGGUCAAGUUCAUCUUGAGGACAUACUUGGAAACACACAUGGCUCUUCAUUUUAUAAUAGUUUUAUCCAGUUCCUAGGCGAGAUAGUUUUGUUGAAAGACAGCUGCUUCUUCACAGGUGGUUUGGACAAGACCAAAAAUCUUGACGGUAUCUAUUCUUUGCUUUGGCGGGACCACGUUUCCCAAAUUAUGUUUCACGUUACCACUUUUAUGCCCAACCUUCCAUCCGACCCCACAUUCGUCAACAAGACCCGCCAUAUCGGAAAUGACUAUAUCAUUAUAAUUUGGCACGAUUGGGAUGACGCCAAGUGUGGAAAUGACACUCUAGCAGGUCACUUCAACCUCGUCACCAUCGUCAUACAUUCCUUAAAUAAUGGGUGGUACCGAAUUUCGGUUCAGUCUAAAAAUCAGAUAUAUCAACCAGCUUCUUUUUUGUCACCCCAGCUAGUUCAUGGAGAGGAUCAAUUGGCUCAUUUUGUGAGGAUAUUAGUCAUAAACGCACAUCCGUUAUGUAAAUGGAACAUGAUGAACCAGAAGAAAAUUGACGUGGUUUCACACUAUGAAGAAAGAUUGAGACAAAUUGACCAGAUUGGCCAGCGACUUGCCGUCAAGAAUGUUGAUGACUUAGAUCAAGUAUUUUUACAUUGAAGCUGUUCCAAAAUUAAUGUAAAGUUUCAAAAUUAAUGAAAAUAUCCAGACCAACGAUUUUUUUUACAUAUAAUUUGCCUUUGAUCAAAAAUGGCCUAUAUUUUGUCGUAUCUUCUUACUCGUCUAUAACUGUUUUAAAAGCCCAUUUUAACCUGUUUUUCGAUAUUUCCACAAGAAAUCAGUUUACUGCAUCAAUCAGUUACACAUUGCAGUAAUUUGGCUUCAACCAAUUAUUCUCUCAAAGCUCUUUAAAACUUUGCCUUUUCUUUUUAUUUCUUCCUUGGUUGCGUUUUUAUUUGAUUCCAGCGUAAGUUUUAAAUUCUCUGCGAGGAAUCCAACAGCUGUUUGUCACUGCGAUAUUUUUUAAAUAAGCGCAUUUUAUCAUCUACUAUACAAAACAACGUUUUUUGCCUGAUAGAUAGGCUUGCUAUUGCUUUCUAUAAAAUGGCUUCUACUAUCUUGACUAAGGCAGUCCAGAACCUUUUCUCACUUGUAUUUUACAACGUCACUGCCUACUACUUAAACUUUGUCUUCAGAAUCAGGUAUAAAAAUUUUACUCUUAGCAGUGAGGACCGCGUCCUCUUUUGCCCUCUACCCUUGUAGCUAAAAUGGAUAUGUUCAUUCCCUCCUUCACCUCUGUAAACUAUAUGAUGCAUUUUCGCUUGACUUGCUUACACUAUGUAUCUGACAGUUGCUGUAUUUUUUAAAUGCCAAUGCGUCAGGCUUUGUGACCUUUUCCGCUAUCAGCCGUGCUAUUUUUCAAUAUUAAAAAAGUACACAACAUGAAUAUUAUCUAUAUCAGAGCCGUUUAAUUCCGUUCGGAAUCGGCCGCCUCUAUA